AUCGUACUGGAGAUUCGAGGGUGAUUCUGCAGUAUAAAACUCUACGAGAACGUCUGUUCCAUCGCAUAGCGGGCAGUCGCCUUCUGUUCCCUCCUUGUCGUACUGCACGCACAACAGCACCACUUGCCACUCGCAUCUGUAGACCACUAGCAACCAUGGCGCCGAUAUUCAACAAAGACGACUCAAAACUCAUCGCAGACCUCCAUGCCCUCUCUGAAAAGUCUCCCAAGCUCGUCCGGUCGUCGCAAUACCCCGCGCCUGCUCAGCCCGAGACCGUCAUCAGCAGCUGGAAGAUGAACGAGUACAAGUAUUACGAUAUACCCUCGCCAUUCCCGACGCUUGCGCGAGGGCUGUUCACGACGGAGCACAGCGUGGACGGCGAGUCUGGCGAUGCAAAGCAGUAUAGGAUCGUGGCUAGGGGCUACGACAAGUUCUUCAAUAUUGGCGAAGUGCCCUGGACAACGUGGGAGUCGCUCGAGCGGAGCACCGCUUCUCCAUACACCCUCACGCUCAAGUCUAACGGAUGCAUUAUCUUCAUCGCCGCCCUCACACCUUCCAAACUCGUUGUCACGUCGAAGCACUCCCUCGGGCCCAUCCAGAACGCCCCACAGAGCCACGCCCAGGUCGGCGAGAGCUGGCUGUUACGCCAUCUUGAGGCUGCGGGAAAAACGCCGGAGGAGCUCGCACAGCGGUUGUGGGACAACAACUGGACCGCCGUGGCCGAGUUGUGCGACGACUCCUUCGAAGAGCACGUCCUGCCUUACUCGGCCGACAAAACAGGAUUACAUCUGCACGGCAUCAACGAGUCGACAAAGCUAUUCAAAACAAUGCCGCCAUCGAUCGUCGAUGUGUUCGCCGAAGAGUGGGGGUUCAUCGUGACCGCCUCGACGGUCCUCAACACGAUCUCUGAAGUCAAGGCUUUCACUGAGGAAGUAUCCAAGACCGGACAGUGGCAAGGCGAGGCGCUCGAGGGCUUCGUCGUGCGCACGACGGUCUCGGAGCCUCCGACGAGAGGCGAGGGCAAGGACAACUCCGGGCUAAGCGCAUCGCCGUACGCGGCAGGCUCGUCGUUCUUCUUCAAGGUCAAGUUCAACGAGCCGUACAUGAUGUACCGCGACUGGCGCGAGGUGACAAAGGUGCUGCUCUCCACGAAGGGCCCGCUGAGCGAGGCGAGAAUCCCCAAGUCGAAGAUGAAGCGCACGGAGACGAAGGCGUACGUUGCAUGGAUCAAGAGCGAGAUUGUACGGGACAGGAAGCAGUUCGAUAAGUAUACGCAGGGGAAGGGGAUUAUUGCCACCAGGGAGAGAUUCCUGAAAUGGUUGGAGAGCGCGGAGGGGCAGCAGGGGCAGCAGGCCACAGAGGAGGCGGGGGACGUUACGGUCGCGAACAGCGCGUCUGUAAAGACUUUCGGGAAGACUAUCAUUGUGCCGGUCGCGAUCCCUGGUGCCGGCAAGACGGCUGUCUCCACCGCCCUGGCGAAUAUGUUUGGGUUUGGACACACUCAGAGCGACAAUGUGCGGGCGAAAAAGGCUGGCCCCGUGUUCUUGCAGCGUGUCGUGAAGCUCCUUCAGAAUCACGACGUCGUCAUCGCGGACAAAAACAAUCAUCUGCAGAUGCACCGCGCAGCCUUUCGAGACGCGACUAAGGGAAUGAGUCCACCCGUCCGCCUGCUCGCACUCAACUGGGCCCUCGAUCAACCGCUCUCCACGAUUCACCGGAUCUGCGGUGACCGCGUGCUGGUACGUGGCGAGAACCACCAGUCGCUCAUCGGUGACGUGGAGAGCAAGUCACACGAGACCGUAAUCUGGAAAUUUUUGAACACGUCUGAGGAGCUUAGCGAGAACGAAGUGGACGCGGUCAUCGAGAUGGAUUUGACCGAGUCGCUGGAAGACGCUGUUGAGCGCGCGGUAAACGGCGUGGUUGAUGUGCUUGGGAUCGCGAAACCCAGUCGCGAAGACAUCGGGAAGGCGCUCGCAGCGGCGAGGGGCUAUACGACAUCUACGAGCGUGAAGAAGAACCUAGGAAGGCAGACGGCGAGGCCGCCGAGAUACUACGGGUUACUUGCGGAAGUUGAGCUGGAUCAGGUACUUUCGGGACCUCUUGCGGAGGCGAAGGUGUCGAAGAAAAUGACCGAGAUGUGGGACGCGUUGAAGAAGGCGAAGAGGGUAGCAGCGCGGCCCCAUAUCACGAUUGUUCACGAAAAAUCGCUCCCAAGAGAGCUGGAUCUGUGGGAGCGAUGCAGAGCCCUAGAGCGACUUGCAAAACCGCCGCUGUUCAAGUUCAAGCUCGGCCAUGUGUUGACGGAUGGGCGGGUCAUGGUGGUCACCGUCGAGGAUGUUGUUGUCGAGGAUAUAGAGGGGGAGGAGGGUCAAGCCGGGCAUCAAUUCGUGGCGAUGCUGAAGGAGGACGUGAGGAACCGCAUGCACAUCACCGUUGGGACGAGGGAUCAUAGCAUCCUUCCCGUGGAGGGGAAGGUGUUGGUGGAAGCUUGGAAGAAGGGGGAGCAGAAAGAUGUCCUUGAAGUCUCGUUAGAUGGGCUUUCCGCGAAGGGGAGGGUGAAGGGCCUCAUGCACUGACUCAGUGACUGGUGUUCCUUUGCAUCUCAUCGUAUAAAAGUAGCAUCCCUAACAAUGUUGUAUCACUAGCGCUUCACAUCAGACAUAUCCCCCGCUAUCCUGACACGCUUUCCGCCUCUCUC
Molecule: messenger RNA, 2698 nt
Organism: Heterobasidion irregulare TC 32-1
Lineage: Eukaryota; Fungi; Basidiomycota; Agaricomycetes; Russulales; Bondarzewiaceae
Exons: 6
Coding region: 156-2576 (806 amino acids)
Biological process (GO): tRNA splicing, via endonucleolytic cleavage and ligation
Cellular component (GO): nuclear inner membrane
Molecular function (GO): phosphoric diester hydrolase activity; ATP binding; GTP-dependent polyribonucleotide 5'-hydroxyl-kinase activity
Source: RefSeq, a predicted model, not a curated record